AUGCGAGGAGAACACUGCGUGCUCGGGGCCAGCGCCCUCACCUUCGUCUCCGUCAUCCUCCUCAUCUUUGCCCACAUCGGCCAGAUCUCCUCAGGGCCCCUCGUCAAGUCCAUCUACAUGGCCGAAGUCAACGUUGCUGCUUAUGGGAACGGUCUGGCAGGUGCCACCAAUACAAGCGCUGGCGGUCUUUAUGACAGCAAGGACGAGGAUAUGGGCAAGUUUAAGGGGUUGCGACAGUUCUACAGGUUUGGCAUGUACAACGCCUGUGGGUACCAGAAGGAUGCCGCCAGUGGUAUCUGCAACUCUUCCACUUUCGCCUACCCCAUGGAACCUCUUGGCAGCUUGAUCGGCGAUGUUCCUCCCCAGUUCAGAAUCCAGACCGUCAACAUCAUUCCCUCGUCCACUUUCAAGCAGAAUGGCUACAACCAUGCUAUGACCAGGGCUGCCAGUGCAUUGAUCUUUGUCGGAUCGGUCGGUGUGGCUCUCGCGUUCAUCUUUGGUGUCAUCAAGUUCCGCCUCACAUUCUUUGUCGCGUCCAUUUGUGCGGGUGUCGGUGCAUUCUUGCUCAUGAUUGGUGCCGCUUUAUGGACAGCAGUCGUUGCCAAAGACGCGUGGCUGGAAAAGGUCACUGUUCAACAUGGCUACAAGCUCGGUAUAUACGUGACGGCCGGUCCUUCCCUCUAUCUCGUAUGGGUCGCUUUCGCCAUGACUGCCCUUUCAUGUCUGCCCUACGUGAUCGCUUGCUGCACAUAUCGCAAAUAA
Cryptococcus wingfieldii CBS 7118 is the source of this 762-nucleotide messenger RNA. Its product is annotated as claudin family protein. Gene Ontology annotation, cellular component: cell cortex of cell tip; plasma membrane. The transcript has 6 exons. The coding region runs from base 1 to 762 and encodes 253 amino acids. The record is from RefSeq and is a predicted model, not a curated record. Gene Ontology annotation, biological process: fungal-type cell wall organization. Lineage: Eukaryota; Fungi; Basidiomycota; Tremellomycetes; Tremellales; Cryptococcaceae.